UCGAAAAACACUUAAUUUACUUAUUUAUAUAUGCACAGAUUCCCCCUUAAAACGAUUACUUUUAUUUAUAUUACAGAUCGCAACCAUGGGGCGCCGUCCUGCCCGUUGCUACAGAUACUGUAAGAACAAGCCUUACCCCAAGUCCCGUUUCUGUCGGGGUGUGCCUGAUCCCAAAAUCAGGAUCUUUGACUUGGGCAGGAAGAAGGCUAAGGUGGAUGAGUUCCCCCUUUGCGGUCACAUGGUAUCUGAUGAAUACGAACAGCUGUCCAGUGAAGCUCUUGAGGCUGCCCGUAUCUGUGCUAACAAGUACAUGGUGAAGACCUGUGGUAAAGAUGGUUUCCACAUCCGCGUCCGUCUGCACCCCUUCCAUGUCAUUCGCAUCAACAAAAUGUUAUCCUGUGCUGGAGCUGAUAGGCUCCAGACUGGGAUGCGCGGUGCUUUCGGAAAGCCCCAGGGGACAGUGGCUCGUGUGCACAUUGGCCAGGUGAUCAUGUCUGUACGCACAAAGGCCCAGAACAAGGAACAUGUGAUCGAGGCUCUGAGGAGAGCCAAAUUCAAGUUCCCAGGGCGUCAGAAGAUCCACAUCUCCAAGAAGUAUGGCUUCACAAAGUUCAAUGCCACUGAUUUUGAUGGCAUGUUGGCAGAGAAGCGUGUGAUCCCUGAUGGCUGUGGGGUGAAAUACAUCCCCAGCCAUGGACCCCUGAGCCGCUGGAAGGCCCUGCAUGCCAAUUAAGGACCUCACACUUAAAUGCAACUGAACCAGUGACCCCAAAUAAAGUCCAAUGUUGAUUUACAA
Messenger RNA from Myxocyprinus asiaticus (Chinese sucker), 796 nucleotides. RefSeq names its product 60S ribosomal protein L10-like. Gene Ontology annotation, cellular component: ribosome; cytosolic large ribosomal subunit. Gene Ontology annotation, biological process: ribosomal large subunit assembly; translation. The transcript is spliced from 6 exons. Gene Ontology annotation, molecular function: structural constituent of ribosome. The coding region runs from base 86 to 733 and encodes 215 amino acids. The record is from RefSeq and is a predicted model, not a curated record. Lineage: Eukaryota; Metazoa; Chordata; Actinopteri; Cypriniformes; Catostomidae.